UCCCGCAUACACGUCCGAGUGACCGGUAAUUACCCCGAUAAAAGCAACAAGGCAAUAGUGUAAUUGGAAAAAAAAAGUCAUGGCCAAGGAAAUUCUGAACAAAGUAUCGGCCAAACUGGGCCGAAAGUCCUCGUUGGGUAACGUGCCGCAGCGCAGAUACACGAAUGAGGAACUGGAGAUACUGCACGCGGAGCCCGAGACCCAGGAUCACGUGAUCCCGAUCAAACGACUGUGCGACAAGCUCAACAGCCAUCCAAGCCAGGGAAUGAGCUCGGAGGCUGCGGCCCUCGUGCUCGCGGCCAACGGCCACAACGUCCUGACCCCACCCAAGAUGACGCCCGAGUACGUCAAAUUCUUCAGGUGCAUGUUCACCGGGUUUGCCACCCUACUCUGGAUGUGCGCCUUACUUUGCCUCGUUUUGUACGCGAUUGGCCAAAUAACUGGCCACGACGAGGAGAACAUCGAAUACAUGGCACUCAUAAUCACCGUCAUCUGCCUGAUAUCCGGCGUAUUCGCUUACAACCAGGAGAGCAAGAACACCAAGAUCAUGGAAUCGUUCAAGAACAUGGUACCAACUAUGGCGACUGUCAUUCGGGGCGGUGUCAGGCUGCAAUUACCAGCCGAGGAGGUUGUCGUCGGCGACCUGGUGGAAAUACGACUGGGCGACAAGAUACCCGCCGACAUAAGGAUCAUCGAGAGCAGGGGUCUCAGGGUCGAGAACUCGAGUAUCACCGGAGAGAGCGAGCCAACGACGCGGACGGAUCACCCGACCGAUGCCAAUCCCCUGGAAUCGAAAAACGUAGCUUUUUUCUCGUCAUUUGCUGUCUCUGGCGAAGGCACGGGUAUUGUGAUAGCGACCGGCGACAACACGAUGAUCGGCCGGCUCGCCGGUCUGACGACCAACCUGUCCACGUGCGAGCCACCGCUGACCAAGGAGAUCAGGCACUUUGUCCACUUGAUAGUGAUUAUCGCGAUGAUAUGCGGUGGGUGUUUCUUCGUGCUCGUUCUAUCGGUGGACGGUAACGUCAUACUGGCGUUCAGUUACCUCUUGGGCAUCGUGAUAUCCAACGUGCCCGAGGUCCUGCUGAUCACCGUUACGACGAGUUUGACCCUGUCCGCAAAAAAAAUGGCCGACAAAAAUUGCCUGGUGAAGAACCUCGAGGCUGUCGAGACCCUCGGCUCGACCUCGACCAUAUGCUCGGACAAGACGGGCACUCUCACCCAGAACAAGAUGACGGUGUCGAAUCUUUGGUUCGGCAACGCCCGCCAUCAUUUCCCGCCCAAUACCUUGCUGGGCGUAGAGAGGGAUCUAUUGCUCGAGAAGCCGGCUUUCAACAUCUUCAUCAAGGACGCGACCCUGUGCUUGAGGGCCGAAUUCAGGGAUGAGCCCGACCCUUCUCAGCUCGUUCUCAUCGAGGAGCGACGAGUUAUCGGCGACGCCUCGGAAACUGGUAUUUUGAAAUUUUGCGAACACAUAUGGCCGACGAAGGCCUUUCGCGCGGCGUAUCCGAAAGUCGCUGAAAUUCCAUUCAACUCGGCGACAAAGUAUCAACUAUCGAUUCACAAGGACGUCAAUGGCUUUAUCGUGAUAGUCAAGGGUGCACCCGAGGUGGUGAUUGAUUUUUGUACCACGAUAAUGGCUGCUGACGGCUCGACGCGCGACAUAACACCCGAGGAUUCGGAGGAGGUGAAGAAAGCUUGCACGGAGAUGGGCUUUCUCGGCGAACGAGUGCUCGCCUACUGCGACUACGUGCUCCCAGUCGAUCCUUACAACUCGGACUACGAGUUCAACACGAGCAGCCCGGAAAAUUACAACUUUCCAAUGCAAGAUUAUCGCUUCGUGGGCCUGGUAAGCCUGGUAGAUCCGCCGAGGCCCUUCGUCUACGAGGCGGUGCACAAAUGCCGUAGCGCGGGUAUCAAAGUGAUCAUGGUGACGGGUGAUCAUCCAGUGACUGCGAUAGCGAUUGCCAAACUGGUGGGUAUCAUAAGCGAGGGUCACGAGACGCACUACGAAAAGAGCUUACCGCACGCCCGAGCUCACUCGAUUAAAUCCGGCUUGGAGGACGAAGCCGUCGUCAUCACCGGCAAUGAGCUUCGAAACAUGAACGAGUUCGAGCUGGAUUACACGAUAAGGCAUUACGAGGAAAUAGUGUUUGCCAGAACUUCGCCCCAGCAAAAGCUCUUUAUCGUCGAAAGCUUGCAAAGACUUGGGGAAAUCGUUGCAGUAACGGGUGAUGGGGUGAACGAUUCUCCGGCUCUGCGGAAGGCGGACAUUGGCGUAGCAAUGGGCAUAGCUGGCUCGGACGUGGCCAAAAACGCGGCCGACAUGAUACUGAUGGAUGACAAUUUUGCCUCUAUCGUCACCGGAAUCGAGGAAGGCCGGUUGAUAUUUGACAAUCUGAAAAAGUCAAUCGCCUACACGUUGACCUCGAGUGUGCCCGAAAUGCUGCCGAUGCUCGCGAGCGUGAUAUUUUCCAUUCCCUUGCCCUUUGUUCUUGAGCUCGUUAUGUGUGUCGACAUUGGCACGGAUCUUUUGCCCGCAAUAGCACUGGCUUAUGAAAAAGCUGAGUCUGAUAUAAUGCACAGAACACCCAGGAAUCCCCAGUACGAUAAAUUAGUGAAUAAAAGACUGAUUUCGAUGACCUAUGGGCAAAUUGGCAUGACGCAGGCAAUGGCUGGCUUUUACACGUAUUACUGCAUUCUCAUGUUUCACGGUUUCUUGCCGCAGGAUCUUUUUGGCUUGCGGGCAGCUUGGGAAAAUCGAGCGAUUGAUGAUCUCAAAGAUUCUUAUGGCCAGACUUGGGACUACCAAAGCCGAAUGGAUUUACUGAAUGAGGCGAGAACUGGAUACUUUUUAUCGAUUGUUAUUACGCAAAUGGUGGAUUUAAUAAUGUGCAAAACAAGAAAAAACUCCAUCAUUCAACAGGGCAUGAGCAACUGGUCCGUGAAUUUUGCUUUCGUUUUCGAAGCGGCUUUAACAUGUGCCUUACUUUACAUUCCCGGUACAGAAAAAAUGUUCAAGACCAUGCCUUUGGACUUAUUUUGGUACUGGCCAUGCCUACCACUGGCUCUUUUAUUGUGGGUUUAUGACGAAUUUAGAAGAUUAUGGAUAAGAACCAACCCAGGUUGUUUCCUCGAAAGAGAAACUUAUUACUAG
Molecule: messenger RNA, 3157 nt
Organism: Copidosoma floridanum
Lineage: Eukaryota; Metazoa; Arthropoda; Insecta; Hymenoptera; Encyrtidae
Product: sodium/potassium-transporting ATPase subunit alpha
Biological process (GO): intracellular sodium ion homeostasis; sodium ion export across plasma membrane; proton transmembrane transport
Cellular component (GO): plasma membrane
Molecular function (GO): ATP binding; P-type sodium:potassium-exchanging transporter activity; ATP hydrolysis activity
Source: RefSeq, a predicted model, not a curated record